Messenger RNA from Paramecium sonneborni, 508 nucleotides. The record is from the annotation of a GenBank genome assembly. Lineage: Eukaryota; Ciliophora; Oligohymenophorea; Peniculida; Parameciidae.
AUGGACAAAUUAUAUAUUGGUAUAAGAGCUGAAGAUAAAUCGUAUAUGGAAAGAAGAACACCUAUUCCCCCUCAUGAUUGCAAGUAUAUAAUGGAAAAAGUAAGUUAAUUUAAAAUAUUGAUAGCAUAAUCGAAUUUAAAUAGUAGUAUAGCCUUCUACAAAGAGAAUAUUUACAGAUGAUCAAUAUUUAGAGGUUGGAUGCUUGGUUUAAGAAGAUUUAUAAAUAUGCAGAGCAAUAAUCUGUAUAAAAGAAAUCCCGCUAGAAAAAUAUAUUGAAGGAAUGACUUAUUUAAAUUGGUCUCAUACUUUAGAAGCAGAACCAUAUAAUAUGCCAGGAUGUGAUGCUUAAGAAAAAUAUUAGACAUUUAGAAUAUGAAAGAAUUUAUGAUGAUAACGUAAACAAAAAAUAUACUAGAUUAGGGUGUUAACAUAACUUCAUUUCCUUAUGCAGGUAUAUCAGGAAUUAUAACAUUUUUGAAUGAAUAUGGUAAGUAUUUAUUAAAAAGAG